AUGGAACAGGGGAGUUAUUUUAUUGGUGAUUUAGAAAUUAUAUUGGUGUAUGGGAAUUCUCCUCUCGUGUCAAAUGAUAAGUCUGAUGAGGUUGAAGAUGAACUUGUUGCUGAAUUUGCAGAUCCUAACAAUGGUGUUGGAUCUUCAGACCAGACCGAAUGUCUUGGACUUGGAAAUCGGAUUGAAAAGAAAUCAGUUUAUUUGGAAGAGCUUAAGGAAAUGCUCCUACCGGUGGUGUGGCCUUACCUUUUAUAUUGGUGCAGCACCCCUUUUGAGAUACACGAUGACAAUUACGUUCUCAAGGCUAUGAAAUUUUGUGAAAAACAAAGAGGUGACAGCACAGCUCAUAUCUCUACAAAUGGAGGUGAAAGCUCAAGCAUGGCCAAUCCAUACCAACCUCAAGUACCUCAUCCAUCAAGGUCAAGCAUAUCGGGUAUGCCUCCAACUUCGUCUCCCCUUCCUGGAAUAUUAAAGGCACGAGCAUUAGUUUUCUAG
Fraxinus pennsylvanica is the source of this 495-nucleotide messenger RNA. NCBI's taxonomy places the organism in Eukaryota, Viridiplantae, Streptophyta, Magnoliopsida, Lamiales, Oleaceae. The record is from the annotation of a GenBank genome assembly.